Messenger RNA from Brassica rapa (field mustard), 1595 nucleotides. RefSeq names its product agamous-like MADS-box protein AGL18. The record is from RefSeq and is a predicted model, not a curated record. Gene Ontology annotation, cellular component: nucleus. Gene Ontology annotation, molecular function: DNA-binding transcription factor activity; protein dimerization activity; RNA polymerase II transcription regulatory region sequence-specific DNA binding. Gene Ontology annotation, biological process: positive regulation of transcription by RNA polymerase II. NCBI's taxonomy places the organism in Eukaryota, Viridiplantae, Streptophyta, Magnoliopsida, Brassicales, Brassicaceae.
CUCCCUCUGAGAUUUACUAUAUACAGAAACGCUAAAGCCACAGCUUUUGCAUUUUCUUAUCGUCUUCUGCUUCAAGCAAUGCCACGUUUAACAAAUGUAUUAGUCUUAAAAUCUUGAUAUAUUAAAAACUAAAACGUUGUAGUUAAUUUUGUAUAUAAUCUUUAAAUUUUACACGAAUAAAUGAUUAACUUAUUAUAUAUACGUGGUAUACAAAAUAUCCAAAGAUAACAAUAUAUGAUCUAUAGAAUAUGAGUGAUUCAUGUUGUCAAAAUAAUAAUUAAAAACAGUUGACCAAAUAUUUUUCCAAUAUUCUCUCUGAUAUUUUAUAGUAUUUUUUUCUAAACAGAAAUUACAUUUUCUUAUGAAACAAAAUAACUUUUAAUUUUGUUUUUGUUUUACUAGAUUGAGUUUAAGAACCGUCAUAAAAGCAUGAACCAAAGCAAAUCAGGAUAUUAUACUUGUAUAUAUACAGCAAGAAUAAUAGAAAAAGAAGAAGCCAAACCAAACAAGGCGUUUAUAAAAGAGGGAAGAAAGUUACAAAAGAAGAAAACAGAGGACGAAGCAAGGCAAAUUAGCAAAGCAAACCAAAUAUGGAAAACUGCUACUUAUAGUAACUCCAUCUUUUUAUGCAAUACCCUAAUUUUGAGAAGAAGGAGAAGAUGGGGAGAGGAAGGAUUGAGAUUAAGAAGAUUGAGAAUGUGAACAGUCGUCAAGUCACUUUCUCCAAAAGACGUAACGGGUUGAUGAAGAAGGCCAGAGAGCUUUCUAUCCUCUGUGACGCUGAGGUUGCUCUUAUCAUCUUCUCUAGCACCGGCAAGGCUUACGAUUUCUCCAGCGGCUGUAUGGAGCAAACCCUUUCAAGAUAUGGAUACAGUGGUGCGUCCCAUGAUCAUAAACAAAGAGAAGAACAACAACUUCUACUCUGUUCUUCACAAGAGAACGUUGCUAUGUUGCCAAAAGAUGAUGCUAUGAAGUCUGAAGUUGAGAGAUUACAGCUUGCAAUUCAGAGGCUGAAGGGUAAGGAGCUUGAGGGUAUGAGUUUCUCGGAUCUUAUCUCUCUUGAGAACCAGUUGAAUGAUAGCUUGCAUAGCGUCAAGGAUCAAAAGACUCAAAUCUUGCUCAACCAGGUAGAAAGAUCCCGGUUAAAGGAGAAAAGAGCGUUGGAAGAGAACCAAAUCUUGCGUAAACAGGUAGAGAUGUUGGGGAGAGGUUCAUCAGGACCAAAAGGGCUGAGUGAAAUACCUCAGUUCUCUAGCCCACAAGCAGAGCCUGAGAGCUCUUCAUCAGACGAUGAUGACGAGAACGACCCCCAUUCCGACACUUCCUUGCAGCUGGGGUUGUCGUCAUCGGGGUAUUGGACAAAGAGAAAGAAGCCGAAGAUUGAAUCGCCCUAUGAUAACUCUGGAAGUCAAGUUGCUUCUGAUUAAUUAAUAUCAAUUGUUAAUCUCCUAAUUAUGGUGUUUAGUAGAGGUUUUAAUGGUGUAUUAUCAUUGUUUCUCAAGUAGAGUUUUAAUUAUGUGUUUAGGUGAACAUUUUUUCCUUUUUAUCAAGAAGGAUUUGAAUAAUCAAAGAAAACAUUAGUUUUUCUUACUAAA